Molecule: messenger RNA, 941 nt
Organism: Monopterus albus (swamp eel)
Lineage: Eukaryota; Metazoa; Chordata; Actinopteri; Synbranchiformes; Synbranchidae
Gene: atp5mc1
Product: ATP synthase membrane subunit c locus 1
Exons: 6
Coding region: 218-631 (137 amino acids)
Biological process (GO): proton motive force-driven ATP synthesis; proton transmembrane transport
Molecular function (GO): proton transmembrane transporter activity
Source: RefSeq, a predicted model, not a curated record
AUAACAAGGUGACAGGCUAACUCGGUCUACGUUCAUUGACUCCACUGGGUGCCAGAGAAGAUCAUCCCGGACUCUCGGAAAGCUGUAACAAAUCGUGCUGUCUGUUUCAAUCUCUGUUCAUCUCCAUGAUGACCACUAGAUGUCCAUCUUUGCUUCAGCACCUGCCUGAUAGGUGUUAGUGGCCCAGUCCAUAAAUAAGAAGUUUCAGAUUCCAACCAUGUAUGCCUGCGCCAAGUUUGUCACUUCUCCUGCUGUGCUACGUGGGGGGUCCAGAGUCCUCGCCAGGCCAGUCUCAGUGUCCCUCUUCAACAGAUCUGAAGUCACAGUGGAGCAGCGGGCCCUGUUGCCAGUCAGCCAGUCUGCAGUCCUGACUCGCUCCUUCCAGACCAGCGCUGUCUCCCAGGACAUCGACACUGCUGCCAAGUUCAUUGGUGCUGGUGCUGCCACAGUGGGUGUAGCUGGCUCAGGAGCUGGAAUCGGAACAGUGUUCGGCAGCCUCAUCAUUGGCUAUGCCAGGAACCCCUCCCUGAAGCAGCAGCUCUUCUCCUAUGCCAUCCUGGGCUUUGCCCUGUCUGAGGCUAUGGGUCUCUUCUGUCUGAUGGUGGCAUUCCUCAUCCUGUUUGCCAUGUGAACCUGGAAACACACCCACACCUCUCUGCCCUUCACGUCCCUUUUUUCCUUUCCCUUCUUGCUCCCUUCUUCUGUCCGAAGGGGGUGUCCAGAAUGGGAACUCCGAACGAGCUGAUAGGCCAUUCCAAUCAAUGGGAAAUACAAAAAUGGAAAAAUAUUUGCAUCUGAGGUUAGCAAACCUUCAACAUUUUUAUGUUCUACACUCGUGUUUUUUUGUUUUGUUUAGUUUUUUUUUUUUUUUUAAGUUUUAUGUAAGACCUCACUAAGGUCAAAAUAAUCUGUCCAAAAUAAAUGGUUGGGAUAACUAAGCA